GAGGCGGGGCUCGGGCCCCGGUGGUGGCGGCUGGGCCACUGGGCAGAGUCUGGGAGCUGCAGCCGGGUCUGGUCUGGGGUGUCGGGUGGCCCCAGAGGACUAGGAGGAGGAGGAGGAGGCGCCGCUGCUCCUGUAGCUGCUUUCCCCCGUGGCAAAAUGGCUGACAAAGCCAAGUCAGGCAAAGCUGCCAACAAGACUCCCCCCAAGUCUCCUGGAGAUCCUGCCAAGGAGAAAUCAGCUAAAAGGCUCUCGCUGGAAUCUGAGGGCACCAACGAGGGGGCCGCCGCCCCAGAACUCAGUGCCCUGGAGGAGGCCUUCAGGAAAUUUGCUAUCCACGGAGAUACCAGAGCCACAGGGAAAGAGAUGCAUGGAAAAAACUGGUCAAAACUCUGUAAGGACUGCCAAGUGAUCGAUGGGAAAAAUGUGACAAUCACCGAUGUGGACAUUGUCUUCAGUAAAAUCAAAGGGAAGUCCUGCAGGACAAUUACUUUUGAACAAUUUAAAGAAGCUCUGGAAGAACUCUCAAAGAAACGAUUUAAAGAUAAGAGCAACGAGGAGGCGAUCCAGGAGAUACACAAGCUCAUCGAAGGAAAAGCCCCGAUAAUAUCAGGAGUGACGAAAGCCAUCUCCUCUCCAACUGUGUCACGACUUACAGACACAUCCAAAUUCACUGGUUCCCACAAGGAGAGGUUCGAUCCAUCUGGCAAGGGCAAGGGCAAGGCUGGAAGAGUGGACUUGGUGGAUGAGUCGGGCUACGUGCCUGGAUAUAAGCACGCGGGCACGUAUGACCAUAAAGUCCAAGGAGGGAAAUAGGAGUCCCGUGCGGAGAAGGAGCAAGCAUUGCCAGGACGGCGAUGCACACUGUUCAGGUUGGCAUGAAUGCGAAGGUGAUGAUGUUGGAAAUCGUUUUCAGGAACUGGAACUUAUUCUACCACCUGCUGAGGUCCUCACAACACAGGGCAACACUUCUUUACAUUCCUCAUGUUUAACGUGGGCAAAAGCAAAAGGGAAAAAAAAAGUCUCUGAGCUUUAGGCAAGAAACCAAAUGGAAAGGCCUUUUUUUUUUUCUUUCUGAUCCACACCAUAUCAGUAGCACUAAGAGGCCAAAAACAUUCCCAAAUGUUCAGUGUUGCUUUAGGGGUGAGAGAGGGUCUCCCUUUGCCCCUCAAAUGGAGUGUUCUCCUGGCCUGCUUCAUGUUUGGCAGAAUAUCUUUCAGAAGAACAUCUCCCACUUGAGUGGGUUGGGGUCUGGCCAUGCCUGAUUCCUUUCUAAUGAGUCCACUCUGUCCUCAGAGACAAAAUGCUGAGCAUUAAACUGGGAAGUAAAAGGCUGUUUUUCCAAAGAAACUUCCAUAGAUCCGUAUUACUUACUACCCUAUUUGCAAGCAGAGGAAGUUUCUUCCUGGAAAGCCAGAGAAAUGUAGCUCCUGGAUGUGAGCAGGGGGAAAACAGGGCACAUCUCUAUGUCUAAAGUCACCUCUUCCCCUUGUGUGAACCGUACCCACUUUAAUCCAAAUCACCAACAAGCAUAAAGAUCAAAACAACAAAACUGGGUGGGGGGAGGGAGAGGCUGGAGGCAAUUAGAGCUAAUCUACUAACUAGAACUAGAAAGACAACUAAAUUAAGCCUUAGGUGGCAGAAAACAAGCUUGAAGGAUGGCCACAAUUUGUUUCUAGGCUUACACUGCCACAUAGUGGGUGUGAAGGGCAUUGGGAGUCUCACGAACAUUGUUUAACAUGCAAAGGCUAAACCUAACACUGCUGAGGGGUUUUGCCCAGAAUUUGGCACACACUGCCAUGCUGUGUAUCUGUGUAGGGGGACAGGAGUCUAGUUCAUGUGAGCACAACUCCACACAUCUAUAUGGUGUUUGCUUUUAUGCUAGCUCUGAGGUAACAAAGUUUGAAAUCUCAAACAGCAAGGUCAAACGAAUGGGAAGAAAGUCUUAUGAGGUAGGACAUGAAAACUUCCCAGUUUACAAAAAGCUAAUCAUCCCCUCGCCUCUCCUCCCUCUCUAGAGCCGCAGAAAAAAGACUUAAGAGUUUGAAGUAAAGUCUUCUAAUAUUUAUGAAGCAUGUGAGCAGUUUAUGAAAGGCACUGGUUCUCUGAGUCACAGAGUCCUCAUUUCAUAUUACUUAAUGCAAAAAAAGAGUCCCAGCCAUUGCAACGGCUUUUAUGUUUUCUAUUUUGCCAGCAGAAGUCCAGAACAAACCUAUUAUUUGUCACUGCUUUCCCCCUCUUUGAAACUAAAACCAACACAUCAUUAAGUCCAAAACAUGCAAUGAAAAUGAAUGAUGAUUUUUUUUUUUAGCCUGGGUAUUUGCAGUUGACCGUUUAAAGCUUUGCUUUUCCUUUUUGUGAAAUGGAAUUCAUGCAUUAACUUUAAUAAUAUGUAACUUUGGCUAUUAAAGUUUAAUCAACUUUA
Messenger RNA from Trichosurus vulpecula (common brushtail), 2422 nucleotides. It is a transcript of the gene TPPP, whose product is annotated as tubulin polymerization promoting protein. Gene Ontology annotation, cellular component: microtubule. Gene Ontology annotation, molecular function: tubulin binding. The transcript is spliced from 4 exons. Gene Ontology annotation, biological process: positive regulation of protein polymerization; microtubule bundle formation; microtubule polymerization. NCBI's taxonomy places the organism in Eukaryota, Metazoa, Chordata, Mammalia, Diprotodontia, Phalangeridae. The record is from RefSeq and is a predicted model, not a curated record. Bases 157 to 813 code for a protein of 218 amino acids.